Messenger RNA from Rubroshorea leprosula, 635 nucleotides. The record is from the annotation of a GenBank genome assembly. Lineage: Eukaryota; Viridiplantae; Streptophyta; Magnoliopsida; Malvales; Dipterocarpaceae.
AUUUUAUUUGGAAGAUUAGUUCUUUGGACUCCCGCUGCAUAUCUUUACCUGGAAGUUCAAACCCUGGCUUAGCCAUUUCUUCAAGUUGAGAGGAUCGAUCAACCUUCAAUCUCUAUAGGUUUGCCUUGAUUUCGUCGACGAAAUCUCCACCAGCUCGCUACCUUCAUUUGCUCUAACAGAGAGCUAAUAUACUGAUAAAGAUGCCGCAUAGAACCCGGCCCAUGACAGCACUUUUGGUGUUUACUGGGCUGAAUUUUGUUUUGGUUUCAACCAUUACUCCAGUCUAUGAUUUUGUGUGCUUCCUUCCUUACUGGGAAAGAAGGCGAGAAAGGCGUCGGCAGGAACGUGAAGCUGCAUUGGCAAAUAAAUCAGAAUCCAUCUUGAAAUGAUGUCAAAGGCCACUCUCUUGGAUCGUGAAUUCCUAAUCAAUUAAUGUAACAAUCAAACAAGAGAUCAAUUUUAGUCUUUUGAAGUCAAAAAUACAAAGCAAAGUGAGGUGAGAAGCUUGUGUCUACUUUUUCAUCCAGGUUUUAACUUUUAAGCUGUAAAAUUGAGGAGAGGUAUGAGGAGACAUGUAGAUUAUUAUGUUACAGUUAAUAUGUGUUAAUCUGUUUCAAUGAAAAAAUCUGACUUUU